Messenger RNA from Plasmodium cynomolgi strain B, 531 nucleotides. RefSeq names its product translation initiation factor IF-3. The record is from RefSeq and is a predicted model, not a curated record. Lineage: Eukaryota; Apicomplexa; Aconoidasida; Haemosporida; Plasmodiidae. Bases 1 to 531 code for a protein of 176 amino acids. The transcript is spliced from 4 exons. Gene Ontology annotation, biological process: translational initiation; ribosome disassembly. Gene Ontology annotation, molecular function: translation initiation factor activity; ribosome binding.
AUGUUAAGUAACUUUUUUUUUUUCGUCCUGGCACAUGUGUUUAUAUUUUCCCUGAGGAAUAGCAAGUACGUCUGCUGCUUUUACAUCCCCAAGGUGUGCUGUACAAAAUUGUUUUACUUGAAGGAAUCGAAUGAUGCAUCGAGUUACUCCGAGGGGCGCGAACGGUACAUGCAGGAAAAGAAAAUGAAGCAGCUGAAGCUCAAGGCGGAAAACAAGGUCGUCAAGCAGUUGCGAAUAACGCCGAGAAUUGGGACCAACGAUUUGCUUAUAAAGAUAAAUUCAGCGAAGCAGUUUCUGCUGAGAAGACACAGAGUAAAAUUCAUUUUGACGCUGAAGGGAAGGGAAUACACCAAUGUUGAAAAUGUAAAAAAAAUUUUCGCAAAAAUUUCCGAAGAAUUAAAAAGUUAUGGCAACUCGGAGACCAUGCGGCAGAACGGCAAUGUGGUGUCUCAGUUGUUUAAUUUGAAGGCCAAGAGGAAAAAUGAAAGCUCACUCGGGGGGGAAGGAGGAGGAGGAGGAGGCAUUAAAUAG